Molecule: messenger RNA, 2167 nt
Organism: Sebastes umbrosus (honeycomb rockfish)
Lineage: Eukaryota; Metazoa; Chordata; Actinopteri; Perciformes; Sebastidae
Gene: gas2b
Product: growth arrest-specific 2b
Exons: 8
Coding region: 160-1578 (472 amino acids)
Biological process (GO): actin crosslink formation
Cellular component (GO): actin filament
Molecular function (GO): microtubule binding; cytoskeletal adaptor activity; actin filament binding
Source: RefSeq, a predicted model, not a curated record
UGUAGCUGCAGGGAGAUCAACAUCUGGCUGGAAGUGAUGUGUGCACGUGUGAGAGAGGAAAACUGAGAUACUGAGAGGGAACUUUUAUGAAGAAGGAAAUCUACUGAAGAAUCCUGCUGUUACUGUUUAGGUCCGUCAGAGGCCGAUCGGAGCUGAAGCAUGGACAGUGAAGUGGAGGAGAUGAACACCAGCCUUGACGGUCCUCUGAGCCCGAGGCACCUGACCGGGUUGGGGAUGAACUGUCUUCUUGGCCAGAAGUACAGACACUCUGGACCCGGCCUCGCCAGUCCUCAGGAUUACAACCAGUGGCUGCCGUAUCGCCACGACGCCAGCCUGCUGCCCAUGAAAGAAGACCUGGCCUUCUGGCUCAACACCACCAUGGGUGUGGAGCUCACAGCAGACAGUCUGAUGGAGAGGUUGGAUAACGGCGUCGUCCUCUGUCAGCUGGCACAGCUGAUCCAGGACAAGAUGAUGCACACCAACAAUGGCAAGUCUUUAAUAAGAAGAGUGAUUCACUGGCGAGCUGAUGCGACUUCUGGAUCAUUCUUCGCCCGAGACAACACAGCCAACUUCCUGUACUGGUGUCGAAAGACCGGCGUUGAUGGGGCUUACCUCUUUGAGUCAGAGGAUUUGGUCCUCCACAAGCAGCCUCGAGAGGUGUGCCUGUGCCUGAUGGAGCUGGGACGGAUCGCAGCCAGGUUUGGAGUGGAGCCUCCGGGUCUGGUGAAGUUGGAGAGAGAGAUAGAGAGGGAGGAGGCGGGUUGCUUAUCUCCAUCAUCCCCUCUGCCCUUCUCUUUUCUUCCCCCGACAUCAUUGUAUUCACCAUCACAACCAUCCCUACCCCCAGCACCCCCCUCUCCCUCUCCUCCUCCUCCCCCUCCUCCACCUGCGCCCCUCACUCCGAGCACAACCUGUCUGUCUGAACCCCUCGCUGCCUCCCUCGCCUCUGAUCUUCCAUCAGCCACAACAAACCCACUACCUCCAUGUUUACCCCCUCCGCAGUCCCCCCUCUCAGCCUCUAACCCCUGUACAACCACCGCCUCAACACAAACACCUUUGUUCUCUUCAUCCUGCACCACUAACACAUCUGCUUCAGCACCCUCGCCGGGCCAAACCCUGGUAUCCACUCCCAAAGUCUCCUCCACCACCACAAUAAACAACCACACUCCCAUCACCUCCCCACCUGCAGCUCCUCGUUCCUCCGGCAGAUCCACGAGCCGGAGGAGCACAGGCAUCAACAACAUUUUGGAUGAUAUUGUGAGAAACAUUAUCGAGAAUCCACCCUGCAGCUGUCCGACCAGGUUCCUGGUUGAGAAGCAACCUAAAGGCUGCUACCGUGUUGGGGAGAAAGUUCUGUACAUACGGAUGCUGAAUGAGCGUCAUGUGAUGGUGCGUGUAGGUGGAGGCUGGGAGACCUUCAUCAGUUACUUGCAGAAACACGACCCCUGCAGAGGAGGAGGAGGGCUGGCCGGCAGAUCUGAGUUCAGGGUGUGCAGGAACAAAGCGAAGCCGCCCAGUUUGAACAUCUCACCUGACAGCUACAUGGUGGUCGGUGCCCAUUACUGCGGAAAGAAGUAGGCUCUCAAAAUGCCUCUGAACAUUUCACCCAUUUGUGCCUUCAACUGAAAUGUUUUAUUUCCUUUGGUGGAAGUGUUCUCUGGGUUUCACUAAAGCACAACUGUGAGGAAAUUUUUAAAAAUCGGUCAAACCGUUUUUCUAAACAUACUAUAUCUAGUAUUUGAGCACAUGGGACUACUGUUUUUGGGUUGUGCCUAGAAGGGAGCCUGCAAAUUGCAAAAUCUGAUCUGAGAUCUGCAAAAACCUACAAAAACUCUCGCGAGACUCGCUGCCCGACAACCUAUCCUAACCUUAACUGUUCGAGAUCAAUGCCUAACCUUAACCAUCUCAUGAGAGUUUCCCCAGUUUGCUCUUUCCCUUCAAGCUACCUCCCUGUUUUUUCAAUAGACUCCAUUAUAUUUUAGGAAAAAAACAGUAGUCCCAUGUGCCCAAAUACCAGAUAUACUAUGAUAAGAAAAUGGCUGUAGCUCAGACACUACAAGUAUCACAAUCAAGUAUUUGGUAUCUAUGAACUCAUAACAAGUUGAAUAUCACAUAUAUGUACACAAAUGCAGUAUAAAAAAAAUAAUUUAUAUGGAAAACAUUUAAU